Ornithorhynchus anatinus (platypus) is the source of this 981-nucleotide messenger RNA. RefSeq names its product vomeronasal 1 receptor ornAnaV1R3211. Gene Ontology annotation, molecular function: pheromone receptor activity. Gene Ontology annotation, biological process: G protein-coupled receptor signaling pathway. Gene Ontology annotation, cellular component: membrane. The record is from RefSeq and is marked inferred. Lineage: Eukaryota; Metazoa; Chordata; Mammalia; Monotremata; Ornithorhynchidae.
AUGUUUUGGUGUGACCUGUUUUGGGGAGUUUUCUUCCUCUCUCACACUGGCAUCGGGGUCUUGGGGAACUCAAUAUUCUUCAUAAUGAAUGUCAACGGCUUCCUUUCUCAGCCCCAUCGGAAGAAGGCCCCAGACCUGAUUCUCAUCCAACAGACUCUGGCCAAUACAGCGGCACUUCUCACUCAAGGUGUUCCAGAGAUGAUGGUGGCCUUGGGGAUGAGGAAUAUUCUAGACUUUAACGGGUGCCACAUAAUCAUGUACAUUAACUGAGUCUCCCGAGGCCUUUCCAUCUGCACCACGUGUCUCCUGAGUGUAUUCCAGGCCAUCACCAUCAGUCCCAGCACCUCCCGCUGGGCCCGGCUCAAACCCAGAGCCCCCGACUACAUCCUCCCUUCCUUCCUCUUCUUCUGGAUCCUCAACUUGUUGCUCUACAUUGAAAUACUUUUAUCCUCUCUACACACUGAAAAUGUUACGAUCGCAGGACGUGUAUAUCUUUCAAAAUACUGUUCUAUGUUAUUCAGGAAUAAUUAUACAAUUAUGAUUUUAACUUUAACUGCCACAACCCUCCGAGAUCUCUUCUUUGUGGGCCUCAUGAUCUGGGCCAGUAGUUACAUGGUGAUGGUGCUACAUCAACACAGGAAGCGAGUCCAGCACAUCCACAGCACCAGCCUCUACCCCACGUCCUCUGUGGAGACCAAGGCAAUCCAGACUAUUCUGCUCCUUGUCACCAGCUUCUUUUGCUUUUAUUCAAUCAACUGUGGCAUCACUCUCUACUUGGGUUUUGUGAAGAGAUACAAUCCCCAUCUCUCAAGCACAUCAUCCUUUCUGUCUAUCUGCUACCCCACCCUCUGCCCUUAUGUGCUCAUCAGUAGGGAUCCCCAGUUCCAAGAAGUAUGCCCAAGAAGGAGGGAAAGCCCUUUCCUCCCAUGGACUGCUAAAAACAACACAAAAUCACCCAAUCUUCCCUUUUCCUCCCUUUAG